Molecule: messenger RNA, 1606 nt
Organism: Daphnia magna
Lineage: Eukaryota; Metazoa; Arthropoda; Branchiopoda; Diplostraca; Daphniidae
Product: glutathione S-transferase 1-1
Exons: 6
Coding region: 391-1134 (247 amino acids)
Biological process (GO): glutathione metabolic process
Molecular function (GO): glutathione transferase activity
Source: RefSeq, a predicted model, not a curated record
AUCCUCCUCCUCCUCUUUCUUCUUCUUCUUCGGCUCUCCCCUUGUACACACCGAAAAAAUCUGGCCGUAACAAAAAGGACCGAACGCCAGCCGAGACUUCACCAGUCGGUCGAAUCAUCUCGUAGCGAACGGUUCGAUCCCGAAAGAAUUUUAAUUUCCUCUUACUACUCUCUUUAACUGGAAUCAAAUCAGACGAACAGGCGACAUAAAGUUUUGUGUGCAUUUCAACAUCAACAAGUUUUUUAUUUCCUGUUUUUUCUUUCUUUCUUUCUUUCUCGGCUGCCAAGUUCUCCAACAAAACCAGCAGGUUCUCUCGUACAGAAUAUCCAAGAGUAUUUUCAACGCUGUCGACUAGCUCCAACCACCUGUAGAAACAAAAACAAAAUCGGAAUGGACUCUAGAAAGAAGAUGAGCUUUUCUUCGUGCAGCGUCGAGUUCAUUUACAUGGCGGCAUCGCCGCCCUGCCGGGCCGUUUGGAUGUGCAUCAAAGAGCUCGGCAUCGACGUCGAUAUGCGCCACAUCGACAUGUACAAGAAAGCGGAACACACUCAACCGUGGUUCGUCAAAUUGAACCCGCAACAUACGGUGCCUACCAUCAACGAUGACGGAUUCAUCCUAUGGGAAAGCCGCGCCAUCUUGGGUUAUCUGGUGAACAAAUAUGGCAAGGACGACAGGCUUUAUCCGACCGAACCGCAGAAAAGGGCUCUCGUUGACCGAAUGCUCUACUUUGACAUUGGAACUCUCUACAAGUCGAUGGUCGACUAUUUUCAACCGAUCCUGUACAUGGGCUCAUCAGGCGAUCCCCAAAAGGCCAACCAAUUGAAAUCGAGCCUCGAUUACCUGGACCAAUACCUGGAAAUAGAAGAAUACGUGGCUGGAGAUAAUCUGACGAUCGCUGAUUUGGCCAUUUUGGCAACCGUAACUCACCUGGAAGGUGUGGAAUGGUCGUACAAAUCGUACGAGAACAUUUUCCGUUGGGUAACUAAACUCAAAACGGAAUUGCCUUACUACAACGAGUGCAAUCAAGGAGGUAUCAACAUGUUCAAAGAUUGGGUUAAACUUCGGCGGGAGCAAGCGGCUGCCACGGCCGCGGAAGAAGCCGCCAAAUCCGUCCGCAAAAACUCACGCACAUAAUGCGUACGAAAAAAAACAAAGAAGAAAUAAUUAUCAUUUUUUGAAUUAUUUGUUUCAACCCCAUUUCCCCUCCAUAGAUUUGAUGCUGCCAAAUUUUUUUUUUCCCGUUUGGUUUAUUUUUAUUUUGUUUUUGUUUUUCUAAAUUCACUUUUGGGCUUUUUGUAGCAAUUCAAUUGCACUCCACUCCUUCUGCCUCCCCCCCUUUUGUUACAUAACAUAGAAUAUCCUCGUUAACGACGAUAGGAUUGUGAUUAAUUAUGUUUGUUUUAAUAUUUGGAAUUAUCCUCUUUUUCACCUAAACUAGAAGAUAACUUAAACAGAAGAAUCAUUAUUUUGUUUCCUUUUUUCUCUGGCUGUUUGCUAUCACACACAAAGAAACAGAAAAAAAAAUCUUCUUUAAAAAAAAACAACAAGAGAAAUGUGUCAUUUCAUCGUCCUUUGAAAAACAUAAAUACAAAGAAAGCACAGCACA